Molecule: messenger RNA, 363 nt
Organism: Prunus armeniaca (apricot)
Lineage: Eukaryota; Viridiplantae; Streptophyta; Magnoliopsida; Rosales; Rosaceae
Source: the annotation of a GenBank genome assembly
AUGGCGGCUAUAAAUACCUUCCUUAUCCCCCCUUCCCCCUCUUUUCACACCUCCCCUACCCAAAUCCUUCCUCUUCAUCUUCUGGAGUACUUCAAGAAAGAAGCUGUGAAGCGAUUCAAACAAUCGCCAGGGUUUAAUCAUGAAAUGGUUGAAGCUUUCGACAGCAGGUUCGAAAUGUUUCGUGAUUAUGCGACGAUGGGUGAGUAUGGAAUUUUUGUAUUGCCAAUGUAUAGCCCUCUAUUGCCGUGGUAUUGCUACGGUUUCUGUACUCAUCCAUGGCUAUCCUGCAGGCUUAUCCCUGUAAAAUGCCCAAAGAAUGAAUUUGGGCAUCACCUUAAGCAGUUUAAGUCAUGCAAGUUCUAG